Molecule: messenger RNA, 1698 nt
Organism: Neurospora tetraspora
Lineage: Eukaryota; Fungi; Ascomycota; Sordariomycetes; Sordariales; Sordariaceae
Exons: 1
Coding region: 1-1698 (565 amino acids)
Biological process (GO): ubiquitin-dependent endocytosis
Cellular component (GO): cytoplasm; cytosol; plasma membrane
Molecular function (GO): ubiquitin protein ligase binding; protein-macromolecule adaptor activity
Source: RefSeq, a predicted model, not a curated record
AUGCCACACAGAGUUGUCGAUUUCCUCCGGUCGUCGGCCAAUACACUUGAGUUCCAGGUCUCCACCUUCACAAAAUCCGGCAAGACUUCCCGAAGGCGAGAGAGUCCGACGGGCGCUGCUCGCGUUGCCCGUCACGGAAGCACAGAGCGAGUUGCGCUUGCCUCGAGCGAAGAAGAAGACAGCAGCACCAGCAACACGACGCCACCACGAUCCAUGUCUCCUCUGUUAAGGUCCAGCGAUUCUUCGGAUAGCGCACACACCACCAGCACAACGUCUAGCACUAACACGAGCAAAGAGGUCGUUAGCGCCAAGGACCACCACCACCACAAAGAAAAGGACCAUCAUCACCACCACAGGAUAUCCUUCCCGGGCAUGCACUUCGGCCGUUCCAGCAAAGAUGUGCACGCCAACGCGCCCGCCUCUCUCGACUGGAAGCUCGAGUCGCCUCCGAUUGUUCUUUACAAUGACCCAGAAACGUCCACAGGCGCGCUCGUCUCUGGCCAAAUCUUCCUCAACAUCAAGGAGGACCACGACCUGCUAGAGGUCGAGUUCAUCAACGCCACGCUGAAGAUCCACGUCACGCAAAAACGACCCUUCACUCACCACUGCCACGACUGCACCCACCAGUACACCGAGAUCAAGAAAUGGCAGUUCCUCGACCACCCUCUCGUCCUCGCCAAGGGGCAACACUCCUUCCCCUUCUCCGUUUUGCUCGACGGUCACCUACCAGCAAGCAUGGACGGUCCCCUGGCCUCCAUCGCCUACGAAUUCAAGGUCGAGGCCCUGCCGAAGGUCAACGGCACUUUGCAGCCAGCUAUCAAGUUCGAAAAGAUCCUCGACGUCAAGCGCUCUCUCGCCUCCUCCGAAGUGCCUCACCACAGCAUCCGCGUCUUCCCGCCCACCAACAUCAAAGCCAACGUGCACUACCCCCACCACAUCCACCCCACGGGCACCAAUACGCUGCAGAUCCGCCUGGACGGGAUCGCUAGGCUCAACCCCAAGGCCGGCACGAUGGAGUACUGGAAGCUCAAGAAGUUGACCUGGAGGCUCGAGGAGAUCUCCAAGUCCCUGGCGCCAGCAUGCGAGAAGCACGCUCCCAAGCUUCCCGUCCCCCCAACCCCGGCAGAGGGCAGUGACGCCCAGCCCCAACCACCAAAGGGCCUGCCCAGGACCGAGACCCGCAUCAUCGGCGAGAAAACCAUCUUCUCCGGGUGGAAAUCAUCCUACUCCUCCGCCACCGACUCACACAUCGAGCUCGAACUCGACUACUUCCUCUCCAAAUCCCACUCGUCCCCCGCAGUCUGCGAUACCCGAUGGACCCACCCCGGCACCUCCACCUCGCAGGAGGUCUCGCACCAGCUAAUGGUCGAGAUGGUCGUCAGCCAGGAGUGGGCGCCGGUAGGCAAGCCCAACUUGGUCACGCAUACCGGUGUUGGCAGGAUCCUAAGGAUGCACUUCAGCAGUAUCCUCACGGAGCGCGGAGGCAUUGGCAUUUCGUGGGAUAACGAGGCGCCUCCCAUUUACCAGGACGUCCCCGAGAGUCCGCCAGCCUAUUCGGAGCUGAUGAUGGGUGGGGAGUCGAUGGAUGGAGUAGUGGAGACGCUCAUGUUGCCUAGUGGGCUGGGCAGUGGAAGGUCGAGUGCCGUGUCUAGUAGGGCCCCUAGUAGGAGGGGAUCGGCUGAGAUGCAGAGGAGGUGA